Molecule: messenger RNA, 2631 nt
Organism: Anthonomus grandis grandis
Lineage: Eukaryota; Metazoa; Arthropoda; Insecta; Coleoptera; Curculionidae
Product: nucleolar protein dao-5-like
Exons: 7
Coding region: 214-2439 (741 amino acids)
Cellular component (GO): nucleolus; nucleoplasm
Source: RefSeq, a predicted model, not a curated record
UUUCGGCGUGUUGUUUCGCUCCUUAACAACGUGCUCUGCUCGGCCCUACAUUAUUUAAAAUAAAUAAUUAUGUUAAUCGACAUCUCAAAAGGCAUAAACUCUUCUUUAUUGUCGUUGUAAUACCCCUGAACGUUGUUCGUUAGAUUUUCAGCGUGAAAAGAGUUCCUGUAGUAUUUUAUUGUACAUCUUGUAAGUGUACUAUAAUUAGGGAAAAUGGACGUGAUACGUGCAGUCGUAUGUAACUUUUUAACCACGGAAGACAAGAAUUUGGCCGAGACAUAUAGGAAAAAGUACGGCGUGAAAAAGCUGGCAGGCAACCCACCUUCCCUAAAAGACAUAUUAGCCAUUUACCAAAAAACCUCGAAACAACAACUAAAGCUUCUUCAGGAAGAAGAUAGUGAUGAUUCUUCAUCAGAAAAUGAAGCCCCCGCUAAGCCUAAACUAGCAAAUGGAAAGCCAGAAAGCAGUUCUGAAGACAGCUCUUCAGAAGAUGAAAAACCAGCUGUUCCAGUAAAAAAACCAGCUGUUCCAGUAAAAAAACCAGCUGCUCCUGUAAAAAAACCAGCUGUAACUCCCAAAAAGGCUGAGUCAAGUAGCUCAGAAGACAGUUCUGAGGAUGAAAAACCAUCAAAGGGAGUGAAAAGGCCUGUAGCAGCUAGCUCUACUCCUGUACCAGCUAAAGUGAUAAAGAAAGAGCCAGCCACAACAAUUGCAGCUAAAAGGAAGGCAAGCAGCUCAGACAGCUCUUCUGAAGAUGAAAAACCUGCAGCAAAAAAAGCAGUUGUCGCUCCCAAAAAGCAAGAAAGCAGCUCAGACAGCAGCAGUGAGGAGGAAAAUAAAGCCACUCAAGUUAAAAAAGUUUUACCUACAAAACCUAUAACAAAAAAAGAAAGUUCAGACUCGGAUAGUUCAGAAGAUGAAGCACCUGCCAAAAAACCUGCACCUACCCCUGUGCCAGCCAAAGCAAAGCCUGUCCAAAAGAAGAAGGAGAGCAGCUCAGAAGAUAGUAGCUCAGAAGAGGAGGCUCCAGUGAAGAAAGCUCCUGUGGUGGCACCACCAAAAAAGGCUCCAGUAGUAACCAAGAAAGAGAGCUCGGAUGAAAGUAGCUCAGAAGAUGAAGCAACUGCAGUCAAAAAACCUCCAGUAAAACCAGUUGCACAGAAAAAGAAAGAAAGCAGUUCAGAGGACAGUAGUAGUGAGGAGGAAGUUGCAAGUAAACCUGUAGCAGUUUCAAAGCAUACUUUAUGGAAGGUGCAGAGACAAUUGAAAGCUGCCCCAACCAAACCAGUGGCUCCAGUUAAAAAACCGGCAGAAAGUAGCAGCUCAGAGGAGAGCUCAGAUGAUGAAAAACCUAAACAAACUCCAGUAAAACAACCAGCGAAACCAGCAGUGAAGCAACCAGCAAAACCAGUGAAAAAAGAAAGCUCAGAAGACUCAGACAGUGACAGUUCUGAGGAGGCAUCUCCUGUUAAAAAACCUGCUGUAGUAGCAGCUCAGAAAAAACCUGCGGUGGCUCAAAAGAAAAAAGAAAGUAGUAGUUCCGAUAGCAGCAGUGAGGAAGAAGUUAAAAAACCUGUUGCAACCCCUGCAAAAAAACCAACUCCCAAGAAUCCAAUAAAUUUUGUUAAGAAACAGGAGAGUGACUCAGAUGAUAGCAGUAGUGAGGAGGAGGAAAAACCGAAACCUAAAGUAGCUUCCACACCAAUACCUAAAGCUGCUAAUGGCAUUAAGAAAAAGGUUGAGAGUGACUCAGAUAGUAGCUCAGAAGAGGAGGCACCAAAAGCUACUCCUAUAAAAAAACCAGUAGCUCCAGUAGCAGUUAAUAAAAAAGCAAAGAAGGCGAGUUCUAGUUCAGAAGAAUCUAGUGAAGAAGAGGAACCCCCGAAAAAAUCUGCACCUAAACCACAGAAAGAAGUAGAGGAAGAUGAAGAAGAAUCUGGACCAGCGGCCGAGUCAACACCAGCCUCAACUCCAUUUAAGGGGCACAAUAAUAAGCAAAGAAACACACCAUUUAGGAGGGUGAAAGAUGAUGAGAUCGAGGUUGAUCCUCGCCUUAAAGACAACUCAUUUGACGCCAAGGGCGACUCAUUCAACAGAAACAAUUCGUUUGGCAACAGGGAUAAUAAUAAUUCGUUCAGGGGCGGUAAUCGGGGUGGCGGCAGGGGCCGUGGUGGUGAGGGUGGUUUUAGAGGUAAUAGAGGCGGUGGAUUUAGAGGAGGUAGAGGUGGGGAAAGAAAUUCGUUUGGCAACGACAGAAAUUCGUUUGGGGGCGGCGACAGAAGCUUUAGGGGGGGUAAUAGAGGUGGCGGAUUUCGGGGUAACAACCGAGGGGGGCCUAGGGGCGGUAGAGGAGGCGGUUUUAACAAAUUUAACAAUAGUAGAGACAGUUUUGGGAGCCAGAGUGGCGGAGAGAACAAGAAAAUUACGUUCGACGACUAGAGACCUGACUGUAGGUCGUGUCUGAUUGGUGGAGAAAUUCUCGGGGUUCCUGGGGAGAAAAAGCGAAUCAAGAUCUGAAGCACACCAGAGGAAAAUCGUUCAGACACGAGAAGACCAAGAAAAAGAGGGGCGCUUACCGAGGCGGGCCGAUUGAUUUUUCUGUUAAUUCCAUUAAAUUCGAUGACUGAUUCA